CUGCCUACUUCGCCUUCCGCACGCACGCCCCAAUGCGCCCCCUCACAUGGAGUUUUCCCAAGCACGACCUCGGACCGCCUCCGCCUCCGCGUCGCCAACCCCGUUCCCUUCCCGUGUAGCCUAGCCGCCCUCACCACCACCACCGCGCCGCCGCAACCACAACGCCAGAGCACGUAGAGCGUUCGACGUCCGACCGACCGACCGACCGAUCGAGUGCGACCGAGCAUGAGGCAUCCCGGCGGCGCGGGCGGGGACGCCGGGUUCGUCCGGGCGGACCAGAUCGACCUCAAGAGCCUCGACGAGCAGCUGGAGCGCCACCUCGGCCGCCCGGCUGAGCGGGCCGCGUCUCAGCACGGCGGCGGCGGGAGCCGGCGCGGCGAGUCCACCAGGCUCGGGGAGGAGCCUCCCCAGGCGCUGCACCACCAGCGGCGCCGGGAGGACUGGGAGGUUGACCCCUCCAAGCUCGUCAUCAAAGGCGUCAUCGCCCGCGGCACCUUCGGCACCGUCCACCGCGGCGUCUACGACGGCCAGGACGUCGCUGUUAAAUUACUUGAUUGGGGGGAGGAUGGCCAUCGAUCAGAACAAGAAAUUUCUUCACUAAGAGCAGCAUUUGCGCAAGAAGUUGUUGUCUGGCAUAAGCUUGAUCAUCCAAAUGUUACCAAGUUUAUUGGGGCUAUUAUGGGUGCACGAGAUCUAAACAUACAGACAGAACAUGGACAUUUUGGCAUGCCAAGUAAUAUUUGCUGCGUUGUUGUUGAGUACCUUGCCGGAGGUGCACUGAAAAAUUUUCUGAUCAAGAACAGGAGAAGGAAGCUAGCCUAUAAAGUUGUGGUACAAUUGGCUCUUGAUCUUGCCAGGGGAUUAAGCUAUCUUCACUCAAAGAAGAUAGUGCAUCGUGAUGUAAAGACUGAAAAUAUGCUUCUUGACAAAACAAGAACCGUGAAAAUCGCUGAUUUUGGUGUUGCUCGAGUUGAGGCUUCAAAUCCUAGUGAUAUGACGGGUGAAACAGGCACACUUGGUUAUAUGGCACCUGAGGUUCUCAAUGGCCAUCCUUACAACAGAAAGUGUGAUGUAUAUAGCUUUGGAAUCUGCCUAUGGGAGAUAUACUGCUGCGAUAUGCCAUAUCCUGAUCUGAGCUUCUCAGAGGUCACUUCAGCUGUUGUUCGCCAGAACCUGAGGCCUGAGAUACCGCGCUGCUGCCCGAGCUCCCUGGCUAACGUGAUGAAGCGCUGCUGGGACGCGAACCCGGACAAGCGGCCUGAGAUGGCGGAGGUGGUGUCCAUGCUGGAGGCGAUCGACACGUCCAAGGGCGGUGGCAUGAUCCCGAUAGAUCAGCCACAGGGAUGCUUCUCGUGCUUCCGGCGGUACCGAGGCCCCUGACACCCUCAUCUCAUCUCAUGGCGUCACCCACCAGAGGACCGAUAUGAUAUCGCUAUAACUCAGUGUAAUCUAAUCGCGUCUGCUAUUAUGGCUAAUUGGGGAGUUUGUCUGAUGUAAAUGCCCGACGGUCCAGCACCUCAGCUUGAGCGUUCUAUGAUUGGUGCGAAUCCUAAUGCAUGGUCUACCAUAUGAUCAAGAUUAUUGUGACAGAACUGGGCUGCUCACCAGGUUUUACAAUCUCAUCAUGGUCAUGAAGUUGACUCACUGUAUACUAUUGCAGUGUAACCAAUAUCUUUGCAGAAUGUUAAUAAAGAUCCGGAUCUGGGUGUAUAAUUCCGAGUACUUU
Molecule: messenger RNA, 1726 nt
Organism: Oryza brachyantha (malo sina)
Lineage: Eukaryota; Viridiplantae; Streptophyta; Magnoliopsida; Poales; Poaceae
Product: serine/threonine-protein kinase STY13-like
Exons: 6
Coding region: 226-1380 (384 amino acids)
Biological process (GO): protein phosphorylation
Cellular component (GO): plasma membrane
Molecular function (GO): protein kinase activity; ATP binding
Source: RefSeq, a predicted model, not a curated record